GUCAAUGUCAACUUCAACUCAUUACGAAUACGAAUGUCGAUUUCAAGUUUAUCCAUCCCUAAUUAAAAAUAAAAUUUGGCCAAGUUUUAAAAUAAAUUAGAAAAUUACUAGACUCUAGUGGCAUAUUAAAAGAGUAUAUAGCGUAAAUUUUCCUAGCUGGUAUCGAAGUUUUUUUGAAUCGCUCGCGACAAUAAACGAGCGCUCUAGUCCUAAUUUCUACCCCUUACCCUUUUGGAACACCGACAAUGAGUUCACCUGUGUAUACCGAAGAGGAACUAGGCAAAAAAUGGGACAAAUGUGUUUCCGAUACCGUUAUCAAAUUUGGCGGAGGAAUUGUCUUGGGCUCACUAUUUUCCCUAUUAUUUUUCAAGAGAAAGGGAUGGCCAAUCUUGAUGGGAGGUGGCUUCGGCAUCGGAAUGGCCUAUUCUAACUGUGAAAAUGACCUGAACGCCACAAUACGUAGCGGCGCAUCCAGUAGACCCAUUUCCCAGUGAAUUUAGUUUAAAAAAAUUCACUAUGCUAUUGGUUUCUAGUGCUAUUAGUACUGUUCUACUAUUUUUUUUUGGGAUUCACUCCCACAAUGUAUA
This is a messenger RNA of Ceutorhynchus assimilis (cabbage seed weevil), 587 nucleotides long. Lineage: Eukaryota; Metazoa; Arthropoda; Insecta; Coleoptera; Curculionidae. The record is from the annotation of a GenBank genome assembly.